Amphiprion ocellaris (clown anemonefish) is the source of this 2509-nucleotide messenger RNA. RefSeq lists its product as uncharacterized. Lineage: Eukaryota; Metazoa; Chordata; Actinopteri; Pomacentridae. The transcript has 19 exons. The record is from RefSeq and is a predicted model, not a curated record. The coding region runs from base 141 to 2456 and encodes 771 amino acids.
UGCUGCAGGAGGUAUUUCCACAUGAUGCCAGUGUGGUCAGGAUAUACAAAGCAAGUGAUUCAGCUUGGCUUGUGUUGGUUAGCAGAUGUAGUUUGCUAGCAGCCAGGCUAGCUUUAGACACUGCUAACGCGUCAGUGGCUAUGGGUUUUGGUUUUUACCUUGGUGUGACCUUACUCCUGUCUGUGUGGGCAACUUCAAAAUGUGAUCGUGUUCCCAGUGGAGUUCAUAUGGAAUGUCGUGAUCGUCACUUCAUGAUAGCUAUUGAUCUCUCCUUUGCUGGAAGUGAACCUCACUUUGAGGCUGUUGACAGAACAGGUGCGUACACCAUUACUGAACAGUAUGCAGCAGAGUGUGGCUACAGUCUCAUGGUUCUGCCUCUGCUGGGUCAUGUGGAGCUCAGAGCCUCUUACUUCAGCUGUCACACUGACAACAAAGCUGAUGAGCUGUUCACAUUCAACUUCAACUUGUUGGUAAACCAUGAAGGAAAGCCUGUCACCCAUGCUUUAAACAAGACCUGUUCUCCCUCUCUUCGCUGGUCUCCCAGAGAGGUUACCUGUGAGGUGAACUACAUGGAAGUGUCUGUGCGGAGGGAAGUUGCUUGUGUAUCUGAAACAAACAAGGAUGUCUGGAAUGCUGCUUUUAAACCUGCGUAUUCCUCAUUCCCCUCACCGUGGCAGGUGAUGUUCCAGAAAGAUGGGGAAUUGUUAACACCCAUGAACCUCUCAGACGCUCGGAAGCAAGGCUAUGUUAUUAACCUUACAGAUGGAAGGCUUGUGUUGCGUACAGCAUAUGGACAACCUGAGUCAUUUAGUGUUGAGGUGAAUGGUGUUCCUGUAGAGCUUGUCCAUGCAACUCUGCUCUCCCGACAAAGCUGGUUGGUCUUCAUGGUUGACCUGGUGGUGGCUUGCUCCAUGCAUGAAGGACUGUUUGACCGUGGUUACAUAAUGUGGGAAACUCCAGAGGCGCUGUAUCCGAGUCUCGACAGCACGCAGAUCAGUGUUGGACUCAAUGGGGAACUGAUGAUGCAAUCAGUUGCUGAGGAGAGAGGCUACAUUGUGGACAACCGCAACACCACAGUCCACAUCAGCAUCCCUUAUAAUGCUGACGGAGGAUACAGGAAGAGCCUUGUGUCUGGAGAACUCUAUGAAUACUACAUCUUGCAUCUCUAUGUGGAGCAAACCUCACAGAAAAAGGACAAUAUUGACACUAGACUUCGUUUUCAUGGGACACUUGUCACGCCCCUCCUGCUGCACCCAGUUUUUACUGAAAAUAGAACAGUUCUUGAGGAUCAUACAUUCACGGUGUACCUCGGAGAUGUCCCUGAAGACGUCAAGUUGGCUGCUGUUCAUGUGAAUGGACACCUGACAAACGCGAGUGUCCACACCAUUGUGAAAGUUGUUCAACCCAACAACACCCAUGGCUACACUCUGAAGGUGCCUUUUGAUGAUCCUGUUGUGAUACAGCAGUUCAGCAAAGAAAAUGCAACAUUGCUGUACAGGCUGGAUAUCGACUAUACAUUGACUGUUGAGCCUGAAAAUAACACUUUUUACCAUGUAGCAUCAGUUACGGCAUUAACGGAUAUCUCUCCUCCAGCCUUUUAUGGCCUGUGUUAUGAGUCCGGGAUCGGCUUCAAACUGGACCACCGGCCUUUUGACUACCUGUGGGAGAUUAGUGUUGGAACAGACCUGCUGACAUCGGAGCUGGCAGCCCAACAUGGCUACAUCUUGAGCAAUGAUAGCCAGAGUUUGCUGCUCAAUGUGCCACUCUUCACUCAUGGAUAUCAAUACAGUAAUGUUACUUUGAAGGGUUUCUUUGCCACUUUUGAGAUCCUUGUGAGGGAUCGUGAAACAUCAGCAGUCCAGAGCUCCACUGUCAAGACGUGUCCGUUCCCUACUACUGAACUCAUUAUGUGUUCGACUGAUGGUAGGAUGACGGCGGUGGUUGACUUGUCUCUGGCCAUCCUAAGUGGAGGUAGCCCAGGAAGAACCAGCCUUAUAGACAAUAAGUGUGGGCCCAAAGAGGCUGAUGGCACCAGAGCUCUCUUCUCUUUUCCUGUCAGUAGCUGUGGAUCUAUCAUCAAGCUGGCCAAGGAGUAUGUGACAUAUGAAAAUGAAAUUUUCUUCAGCCAGAAGCUGCCCUUUAAGAAAAAUCCAGUAGACUCAAACCAUGAUGAGGAUGGGAUUAAAUUGCAGUGUACAUAUCCCCUGGCUGGGCUUCACCGUCUCUUCUCGGUGUAUAAAUUUGAGUCUGACACAAUUGGCAUUGGCCGUAUUGUGCAUCCUGAGCACUUCACUGAAGGUUCACAGAGUACCACAACUGAACUCACGACGAUGCCCACUACUAGACGCAUCACAAGACCUGUCUCAUUACGACUUGCUUACCACCCUCCUGCUCAGUAUUUUAAAGUAUCCCGUUUUCUGAAGAAACUGUCAAAGAAAGGACCAGUGCCAUCAUAAUACGGACUGUGACUGCAUAUAUUUUAAAUUCAAUAAAUUUGUCUUAAAAGCUC